Molecule: messenger RNA, 1399 nt
Organism: Doryrhamphus excisus (bluestripe pipefish)
Lineage: Eukaryota; Metazoa; Chordata; Actinopteri; Syngnathiformes; Syngnathidae
Source: RefSeq, a predicted model, not a curated record
GGUUCGUGUAGUGCCAUACUGUAAGCGUAGUCCAUAGAUUGCAUGCUGAAUUUUAGUUAAGAGUCAUAAUAGUUAGUUGUUUUUUUUUUUUUUUUACAACGUUUAAACUUCAUAUUGUCAGUAAAAAGUUGUUUUCAUGGAAGACACGGCGGACACUUGUAAUGGUAGCAGCAGCAACAUCACUAAGAAGAGGGAGGACUACCUGGAAUGGCCUGACUACUUCAUGGCGGUGGCCUUCUUGUCAGCACAGAGGAGCAAAGACCCCAACUCACAGGUGGGUGCCUGCAUUGUGAACCAGGAGAAUAAGAUCGUCGGUAUCGGCUACAAUGGUAUGCCCAAUGGCUGCGAUGAUGACAUGUUGCCUUGGGCUCGAUCAGCUGACGACCGUCUGGACACUAAAUAUCCUUAUGUGUGUCAUGCGGAGCUCAAUGCCAUCAUGAAUAAGAACAGUGCUGACGUGAAGGGCUGCACCAUUUAUGUUGCUCUGUUUCCCUGCAACGAGUGCGCCAAGCUUAUCAUCCAAGCAGGAAUUAAGGAAGUGGUCUAUCUUUCUGAUAAGUACCACGACACACCAGAGAUGACCGCCUCAAGGAGACUACUCAACAUGGCAAGGAUACAGUACAAGCAAUUCCAGCCCAAGAGGACUUCGAUUGUCAUUGAUUUUAAUUCCAUUAACCAUCCGCCGCUGCUGAACAGCUCAACAAAGUAAAAGUCCAAACGUCCGAUAACCGGGAACGCCGCAAUGAGAAAGAGGUGACGCAACAUGGAGAUGUUUCCUGCCUUUUUUUAAAAAAUGUUUUUAAAAAUGCUCUUUCAACCUAGAUGACUUGGAAGGACGUAUUUUUCUGUUUUUACAAUAUCGCUUCAAAAACUCAAUGGUAGGGACCUUUCAAUGUGGGUUUAAAAACUUACGAUCAGUUUAAGAAGUUGGGUUUUGUCAUGACUGGGACCCCCCCGACAUUUGUUUAUCCUGGUAUUGACCCCUUUUACAUAGUUGAAAGGCAGCAAAGUGUUCUUCAGUUCUGACCUCGUGAAGGGUGUUACUUUUUACAUUUUUAUUUUUUGCUGGUGCUGGCUAGCAGCCUCUGAUUGUACGACUGCUUUCGCUGUUGCUUUCCAACAUUAGAGGCUGCUGACGAUCUCAUUGUUCCUCAUGCUUAUUUAUUAUACACUAUUUUAUUCGUUUCUGUCAGCUACACUACAUGGCUACAUAAAUCCCAAUGGUGUGAAGGUUGCUUUCUACAUGGUGUAAAACUCUGUGCUACCAAUUCACAGAAAAAUGUAAAACUCGGGUGAAUAAAUCAGGUACACACACAAAAUGUUUUUUUCAUUCCAUGUACGUAGUGGACGCAUCUGGAUGCCACACAGCGUGCAGCAUAUAUUUUGUGUAACCAUGGUU